Argiope bruennichi is the source of this 1362-nucleotide messenger RNA. RefSeq lists its product as uncharacterized. The record is from RefSeq and is a predicted model, not a curated record. The coding region runs from base 92 to 1069 and encodes 325 amino acids. Lineage: Eukaryota; Metazoa; Arthropoda; Arachnida; Araneae; Araneidae. The transcript has 3 exons.
UUGAAAAGCACUUGUCAUUUUUUUUUUAUCACGUUAAAAGUGUAUUGCUCUAGUUAUCUUUGUAAUUGUUGAAAUCAUUUUUAGUCACGUCAUGACAAAAGUAUCGAAAGAAUUAUUAAGAGAGCGGAAGUUUCUUGAGAGAAAAAUAAAGGCCUUAAUAGCGGAAUAUGGCGUUAAAGUGACGUACGAUUUCUCUCGCUAUAUUUAUGUUGGUGUGAAAGAAAAUUGCAACAUUGCUCUGGAGGAUGCCAUCAACCUGAUCACCACCUGCGCUGGAUACGAAGCUCAUAAGCUGGUGACUUACAAACAAGCCUUUGUGACCAAUUUGUAUGUGAGGUUUGCAGAUCAGAACUACGCUGCAGCGGCAGCUGAGCGCCUUCGUCAGCAGGAAGGAUAUUGCGUCGAUAUGGUCAGAGCUAUGCUGGUAUCUUGGUAUCUAGAAGAGAUGCUGAAAGGCAAUUUUCCGUGGACUCUGGCUCUUGUAAGUAUUGAAGGAAGAGCAGAACACACAAAUCCCUUGUCGCAGGAUGUACUGCAGGGCAUGCUGAUGCAGUUCGGAGACCCAAGGAUUAAUACUUACCAAAUUGGAAACCAAGUAGAACACGUACAGGUUCUCUUCUCUUCAAUGUCGGAAGCCCUUGGAGCAAGUAUUGCGCAUGGACGCUGGUUCAGGGGAAAUAUUAAGGAAAAUCCCCGAUUCUAUUACAACAUAAAGAUAAUGAGUUCCGAAAAAGAAAGUAUUCUCUUAAAGAGCAUCCAACCAAAUAAACCCGAAGCAGACCAAGAACCUGAAGCACUGGAAAUGGAUUACUUUGUGCAAAAAAUAGAAGUAAAAAUGCCAUCCUACAUGGAAGAAUCUCUCUACCCGUCAAACUCGCCAACAAAUUCUCAGGACUUCCGAAACUCUCCCCGAGUUCGAGAAUUCAGACGCCAAUUCUCUCGUGGCAGGGGGAACAGUGGAAGAGGGAAAAGUGGUAACUCUCAAUGGUCAUACGAAAAUCGAAGUACCCCCAGAAGGUUCCAGAACUAUGCCAGCCAAAUUACCCUUCAAGAUUUUACGAACUUUUAAAAUGCGAGAAUAAACGAUUAAUCUUGCUUCGACCAUAGCGUCGCUAAAAUGGCGUCUAGUACUUAUAGUCCAGAAAACGAUAAUUUAAUAUUCUUGGUUGAACUCAUUUCAAUGAUUUGGCGUCACCUGUUGAAUGAUUUAUUAAUACACAAAUGACAAGGACUCUUUCUGCGCAUUUCUAAAGCGUUUUAUAUUGACCCUCAACUGGACAAGGACUUGCAUGUUUUUAAGUUUGAAUUGGUUAAAUUAUGUCUUGUAUUGUUGAUAUUUUUAAAUAAAAUUUUUAAAGUUUU